GUUCACCGCGCAGACGACGGCCCCGCUGGUGGCAAGGCUUGCUCCUAGGAGAGCGGCUCGACAUCCCGAGCAGCAAACCACCUACCGAGGACCCCUGUGGGACGAACUCCUCCUGUACCUUGAGAACCUUGACCCGCAGCACAGACCACAGAUUGUCAUGCUGCAAGAAAGUCACUGGGGCGAACACUGCGCUCGGACAUUCAAUUCAGGACGCUGGAAGGUCAUUACGUCGCCGGCCACCGACAACCAGUCGGCAGGAGUGGCUACCCUCCUUGAUCGGGGCCUUUGCAGCAACGGCCAGGUACUCCACACCGACCCGAUCCCAGGUCGUCUGCUACACGUCCGCCUCCAAAGGCCGGACUGGACACUUGACACCUACAAUGUCUACCGGAGACAAAUCGGCCAGGGAAGGGACACCGCCGAAGAAGUUCGGGCCCUGCGAAAUCGAGUGUGGCAGGCCUUUGAGGCAGUGCUUGCGAGGGCGCCACAAAGGCACACGAUACUGGCUGCAGGUGACUUCAACUGCCCUCUACGAGAAGGUGCCUGUGCAGGCCCAAGAUGUGCCCCGCAGGACACUAAGCCCCCUGCUGACCAAAGCUCCUUCCUUCGCGCCCUCGAGGACCAUCACAUGAUCCAGGUCAACUCCUGGCAAAGACAAGCAGGAGCAACUUACUACCAUGCCAAAGGCCAGACCCUCAUUGAUCAUGUCCUGCUCCGUAAAUCGCAGUGUGACCAGCGUGCCAAAACGGCCAAGCCGGUCAAAACAUCCCUGGCGGCGUGGCGGCAGGGAAGCUACCAUCUCCCAGUCCUGUGCAGUCUUCCCGUACAUCGUUUUCACAGCCUCAACAAGCCGAAGCAGCCCAAGAGAGAAUGGAACCACUGGGAUCUCAUUCGCAGCCUCCGUGACCCGCACUCAUCGCAAUUACAGGCCUUUCGGCAAGCGGUUGCUGCCGGCCUGUCGAAGGCCGUGGACGCCCCCACUAUUAAUGCCCUGCUAUGCAGCUGUGCCUCUCAAGUCUUCCCCCCGCAGGUCCGCCCGCAGAGGCUGACAGCGUGGCAAACCCAGCCCAUGCAGGUUGGGAUCAAAGGCAUGUGGCAAGCGUAUGCACAGUGGAAGCGCGUAGCCCUGCGAGGGAAUGGCGCCAUCCUACGAGUGUGGAGGAGCUAUGCGACGUUCAGAAAGGCGCAGCGGGACUUCAGGAAAGCGGGCAAGCAAGCUCGCAAGCAAUGGUUCAGCAACAGACUGCAGGACCUGCAGCAGGCGGCUGCAAGGAAGGACAUGCGGGCACUCUUCGCAGGCAUGCGCACCAUGGCGCCUAAGAAGAAGAAGAGCGAAGUUCAACUUAAGAGCCCGGACGGGCACCUGCAAUCGGCGGAGGCGCAAAUUCGGCAGCUCCGUGUGCACUACCAACAGGUCUACAAGCGUGACCCUCAGAAGCCCCCACCCACGACAAGGGCACAGCUCUGCAUUGAGGUUACAGAAGCCGAAGUUCAGCAGGCCCUGUCUAGCCUGUUGGCCCAUAAAGCCACGCCGCCCCACUUAGCUUCGACAGCGAUGUGGAAGGGCUGCUCGGACCUUUUGACCCCCCUCUUAACCCAAUGGGCUACAGGCCUCAAAGCCGUGCCCGGCUUGUGGAAGGAUGCCUGGUUGGUCUUGAUACCGAAGAAGCAGCGGAUUGUCUCCCCACGAGACCUACGACCCAUAGGGUUGACUGAGGCCAGCGGCCGGGCCCUCUCCCACAUACUACAGCAGCGCUUGCGACCGUACGUGGAGAGGUACCUUCACCAAGUUCCACAGUAUGCCUAUCUACGAGAGAAGCAUACUGGAGUGGCGAUUGCUCGGGCCCAACAUCACAAUUUGCUGGUUCAGCAAGCUUGCGAAUGCAAGUCAAGGACGGUGAUGGACGCUUACGAGAACAAGCCGCGGCAACAAAGGGCAUUCGCCGGAUGCCAACUCUCGCUGGACCUCACAAGCGCAUUCGAUGUUGCGGAUUGGGGGCUGAUCCAAGCUGCUUUGGAGGACGCCGACAUUCCCCAUGACCUCCGUGCGUGGGCCUUAUCCUGGUAUGAUGGCAUAACUUAUCACAUCCAACAUCUGGGUCAACAGGCGAAGGCAGAAGCGUCCAGAGGACUGCGCCAAGGAUGCAAAUUAGCACCAUUGAUAUGGGCCCUCCUCACAGCCUUUAUGCACAAACAGCUUGCAUUGUCUUUGGACGCCCAAUGGUUGGCGCAAGGUACCACCACCUUCGCGGAUGAUUUUCUGCUACAGGAUACAGCAGAGAAUUAUCUAGCCCUAGAGAGAGCGAGUACCAGAUUUGCCACCAUCCUCGAUUCCCUAGCAGACCACGGAAUGUGUAUCAACGCUAAAAAGUCGGCUUUUCUCAUUCGCUACAGAGGACACUUCGCAAGGAAGUGGAUGCGGCAACACACAGUCCGUACCCCAGAGGGUGACUACCUCCGAAUUCGCACCAAGCGGUCCAGGCUCUUUGAGUUCCCUAUCAAGGAUCAGCACACCUAUCUUGGGGUGGUACUCAGUUACCACUCAGCGCCUAAGCAAACGGUUGCCCAUCGCAUCAAGGAAGCCAAUGGAACCUGGCAGCGACUACGGCCCAUCCUGUGCUCUCGCAGCUAUCUGUCCGAGAAGGACCGGGUUCGACUGUGGAGUGCGACGGUCCUCCCCACUUUAGUGUACGGAGUCUCGGCCUCCUCGCCCGGCAUCAAGGAUGUGCAGCAAAUGCAAUAUGUUGCCACUCGCCACCUACGCGCCAUUGCUCGCUCCUUUGCGCACAUCAGCAAGGAAUCCACGCUCAAUCUGCUUGCUCGACUAAGGGUGGCCCCUAUUCACAAGAGGCUUCUUCAGGAAGCCACGGCCCUCUCGCAGACCCUUCUACGCCUGGAACAGGCACAGCAUCCCAUGCUGCCGGCAGUUCGGGAUCGAGUACGAGAGACGGCAGCGGCCCUACAAGCGGCUCAGAUCAGCACCGAAACGGCGGACCUAGGUGCCAUGCUAUGCGCGAUAGCCUGGACCAUGGACAAGCCAAGGCCUAUUUGCGCCACUGCUGUCCACUAUGCAAACAGUGGCAUGCGGACACUACCAGUCUUAAGCGCCACCUGA
This is a messenger RNA of Symbiodinium sp. CCMP2456, 3115 nucleotides long. Lineage: Eukaryota; Dinophyceae; Suessiales; Symbiodiniaceae. The record is from the annotation of a GenBank genome assembly.